Molecule: messenger RNA, 2575 nt
Organism: Vitrella brassicaformis
Lineage: Eukaryota; Vitrellaceae
Source: the annotation of a GenBank genome assembly
CUACGAUAGACAGACAACCGCAUGCAGACGACUCUGGUCCGGCCAGCCAGCCGGCCACGCAGUGAGUGAGGGAGCGAAUCAAAAGCGAGAGGUCCGCUGGAAGGCGUGGGGUGACUCGGACCUGCAGGACAUGCAUGAAGGCCACAACAAACAAACAAUGACACACGUCAUCCAUCAACAGGAUCUGAAAGAGGUCACACCGUGGGUUGUCUCUUGCCUGAGGUUUGACUUCUGAAGGACGACCGAGGGCAUUGGAUUGGCAUAGUCCUGCAAAUGAGGCGACCUAACACACACACACACACACACAUACACACACGUACACACACAUAAGGCCAGGCCUUCAAGCCAUCCCAUUGUCAUUUAGUGCCGGCAUGGAGUGCACUGGCUGACCUCCAUGGUGGCGGGACGUCGCCGGCGGCCUCUUCACCCUCAACCACGCCCCUCUUCCGCACUUGGACGGGCGGCGCAGGCGACUCCAUGUACGCGGGGUACUUGGACAGCGUCGCAAGCUUUCCCUGCCAUACCAUACACACACACAUGUACAUGUGUGUACGUGUUGUGCCUGGGCGGGGCGGAGUGUGUCUGCACUGCACUGCAUAGCUACGAACCCUUUUGGAGGGGUUGACGGGAAUGAAGGGGCGGUCGUGCUUGAUGGUGAAGGGGUAAUGCGGCUCGGUGUACGGGCGCUGACACAGACAGAGGGAUACAGAGAGAGAGGGGUAGAGACCAACAAGCGAAGAAAGAAGGUCUUGGAUGUUUCUGCGUGUGCGUGUGCGAUGGAAGAGAGAGAGAGGGAGAGUGCUGUGCUGUGUCUUGAUUACCUACCGGUAUGCCACAGGGCUCAUCGUGCCGGUAUAGAUCGCUAUUCUUGGUGAAGUUGACGCCAGCUGCACACACAGACAAGGGAGGGAGGGCAGAGGCGCGUAAAUAAGACUGCACAGGCUGCGUGCAUUCUAUACAUAUAUUGCAUCCUCACUCACUUGCACACAUGGACUUGAAGGGCGGUAUGUCCUUGGUCUUCUCUUUCUGCGCCUUGAGCUCCGCAAGCCUGCAAAUCCAAUUAAUUCGGACACAGACAGACAGAUGCAGAGAGACGCCUGAUGGCGUCUGAUGUACAUCCUUGCCUUCCUACCGUUGCCAUCGCCUUGUCUCAUAGUCUUCUGGGACGUGCUCGGGCAACUUGGAAAACAGCACACCGGGCACAAGGGUCCCGCCACCGCCCUUCUUGGCUGGACUGGUGAACACACCUCGGGGAACUGACGGUACGGCAAGGGUAUAGGGCAAGAUGGCAUGACGACGGCAAAUGGGUAGUUUGUUGUUGCGGGCGUCAGUCACCAUUUGCCCCCCUGCCCACCGGUGUAUUCCUUGUAUUUUGCGUAGAGGUCUUUGGGGUCCGGGGCUGUCGACCCUUGAUAAACAUACGGGAAGUCCAGCUUGUUCAAGCUGAAGCAAACAGGCAAAGAGGCAAAGAGGCAAUACGUCCGUCAUGAUGGGCCUCUCAUGUCACGUCACUCACCUGCGCCUAAUGUUGCCUCCAGGCUUGAACCUGUGGUCGGGGUCUAUCGGCGUCAGCCUUCGUCUGCACCCCAACCCCAACCCCACCCCCAUGCCCACAGAUGAAGUCAAGGUAGGUCUGAUGCCGAUGGCUCUUCCAGCCGAGCCAUAUGCCUGCCUACCGUGCUUGUCUCUUGAGCGGGUCGACAUAGGGGUCUCCCACGGCGAGUGGCGUGAUGACGGAGAAAAAGGCGUCCUUGGUGUUGCCCUUCUUGCCCUUCCCCACUAGGAAGCCCUUGAGCGCCGGCUGCUCCUCCUCUCCAGUGCCCUCGCGUCUCGCCUCUGCCAGCCAGAGAUGAAGCGACGACAGGAUUGCACUUCGCGUGUGUGUUCUUUGCUGGCUGGCUGGCUGACUUCUGACGACUUGUCUUGGGGCAUAGGAGUCGUCGCCACAGCAGUUGGGGGCCUGAAGGACGGGACGGGCAGAGAGAGGGAGGCGCAUUAUUCUCUUUCUCAUGCGCUUUGAUGACUGGCUGGCUGACCGUGUAGGAGAAGUAGCCGUGUCUUGGCCUGCGUGUGCAUCAUGCGUCAAUCAAAGAGGGAGGCAGGCAAAGACGAUGCCCCCUCCCCGUUUGCGUGGGUUUGUGGGAUUGUCUGAUUGUGUGAUUGUGUGUUUGUGUCUGGCGGCCUUGCUUACACCAUGGAUGUGGUGUACACAUCUUCGAUGUGUUUCUGCAUCUUGGCGGCAUUCUUGGCCUGCCGCUCCUCAGGGGACGACGGCAUGAUGGACAAAUGGAUGGAUGGAUGGCUUCCUCACCAAAGGGAAGAAUCUGUAGACAAGCACACGGCAGUCCGGCCCGCAUUAUCUUUCCAACCUGCUCGUGGCCUCCUCUCCCCUCUCGUGCCGUCGUUACCUCAGGGCAGCCUCUCGGUUUCACCCUCUUCUGCCGGGCCUCUUCCUGUCGAGACCUUGGGAUGGGUUGAGGGGCGAAGGGAAAAAGCACGUGGAUGAGUCUGCGACAAGAGGCUCCAAGCCUUCAGGGCCCUGGAGUGCUGGAUUUUCCCGUUCCUUCUGCGCUCG